Messenger RNA from Portunus trituberculatus (swimming crab), 11121 nucleotides. RefSeq lists its product as uncharacterized. The record is from RefSeq and is a predicted model, not a curated record. Lineage: Eukaryota; Metazoa; Arthropoda; Malacostraca; Decapoda; Portunidae. Gene Ontology annotation, molecular function: protein binding. Gene Ontology annotation, cellular component: cytoplasmic vesicle.
GCAGGGAGUCUUGGCCCUGCACCAACGCAAACCACCUCACCCCCACCACAACCACCACCACCACCACCACCAGCGGCUCCUCCUACUCCCCGGCAAACAGCACCUGCAGCAGGGCCUCUGACGGGACGCGCAGCCCUCGACGAGUCAUCUCCUCCAAGACGAGCAGCCUGGAGAGUGUGGCUGAGGGGCGGAGAAGCCGAGGACUCAGCCCCAACCCUACCUCAAGCCCCAGACGUAGCACCGCCAGCCCCAUCUCCCUCCGCACGGGCUCCAGGAACAGCUCGCUCGGAAACCUCUCGUGGGGAAGCAGCGAGAAUGUGGGGCGGCGGUCGGCGUCGUCUGUGGAGGGCAAGGGAAGCGAUGGGGGCGACUGGGACUCCGGCGUAGACUCUGUGACUUCCAAGAUGGUGCUUAUUAAGUGUAAGGAUGCCAACUACCUGACCCGUAUCUACCUCGACCGUGAAGGAAUUCAUGCCCUGAAGAUCGUCGGGCGCGUUGGAGUGGGCGGGUCCGCGCCAGACCACGUGAUGAGCGAGGCCCAGCCCGGCCACGCCCACCUCCUCCACCACCAGCCCAACGAUGACGUCACCAAGUUCACCGGUGACGUCAGCGGCCGAGACAACCAGUCGGCGAGCGUGAUAAGCCAAGCCACCGACGGGGAGUUCGAGCACGACACGGCCGAUUACCAGUGGCUCCUCGACUAUGAGCUGCCCUGCGUUAGGUAUCGUGAGAGUUACAGCCGAGAGGUGGGCCCGACGUCUCUAUCCUCGACGGGCAGGGAUGGUUCAGGCCGCGUCUCUGUCCUUGAGGCGAGUCGCGGCCCCCUCCAAGACCUUUCGUACGAGACGCUGGCCAGGAAUCUUGACGCCAAUCUCGCCGAAAUCGACAUGGAUGACUUCCACAGUGAGGACAUCCACAAUCUUCUCACUCUGCCGACCAUGUGUGGAGAGUUUCAGAGUGCCGGAGACGGGGAGAUGUUCGCCAGCGUGUCGGGUUCCAUGAUGAACAAAAUCGACCUGGGGGCCUCCGUCAGCCCCCAUGCGUCCUCCCACUGCGACGAUGAAGACGAGGACGGCGAGUACAAGGAAGAGGAGGAGGAGGAGGAGGAAGAGGAAGAAGAAGAGGAGAGCUGUGACAGGAGGGACGACGAAGAGUACAGCGGGGUGAGCGGCGACCUGUCCCUGUACCAGUCCGGGCCGCUGUUCUCGCCCCUGAAAGAGCCGCCGCCCCUCGCCAACACCACCUUCAGUGUGGACUCCCUGGACUGCGACUCCCUGCACGACGACCUCAUCCUCACGUGCCAGGCCAACAAGGAUAACUACACCAUUGCCUUCGAGGGGUCCUUUGUGCAGUACUCAGAGGACUCCGACUACCAUGAAGCAGAGAGCGAGUCAAGCGGCAGCAACCACUGGUCCACGGAGAGGCUUGAGGGCCGCAACUCCGCCCCCGCCAUGACCCACUCAGACCAGCCCUACACCACCUGGUCCAGGGUCGGUCGCCGUGCCUCCCGCACGCCUGAGGUGCCUUCCAGAGCCAUGAGUGGCCAGCAACAGGCGGCAGGGGCGGCGGAGGCCACGAGGACAUCGGACCAGAACCAGGCUAGCACCAAGAGUAACAGCAUGCCCAACCUGAUGCGCCGCUCGCUGAUGCGCCGUUCGCUGGAGGCGUCCGGCGGUUGCGUGAAGGUGUUUGACCUGCAGAACAGCAUGCGCUCCAGCCAGACCAGCAAGAUCGCUGGGGAGACCAACAACUUCUCGCUGGUGAAGCUGUUCAUGCGGCAAAAGAGCCUGAGCAAGGAGGCAGUGAGUUUGUCGUCCAGCAUCUCACAGGAGGGGCCGUGCUCCAGCUCCGACAACCAGUCCAACGUGCACGACUCCUCGGACUGGCCCAUGAACAGCCAGUCAGAAAAUGACAUGGACGGCAGCGCCUCGCCCGUACCGCCUCCAACCCUCAUGCGGCAGAAUGGCGUCAUCUACCACCACCACCACCAUCACCACCACCACCACCACCAAGAGCGAGGCUUCAGGCGCCGCACUGGCUCGCUGGGCCACGACAUGACGCCGAGGACCAACCAGCAGCAGGAGUACAGCUCGCCGGACCACAGCACCACCACCAGCGACACCUUCACCAACAACACCGCUAACACACAGCAACAGCAACAACAGCAGCAGCAGCAGCAGCAGCAGCAGGACGGAAUCAUCAACAACAACAACAUAAUUACGGCUGCAAACCAUCCGCUGGACAACACCGGCCUCACGCUCACCAACACCAUGGACAACGUCACCAGCUUCGAGGACAGCCUGAAGGAGACCAACCCGUGCUCCAAGCCGCCCGUCACCAGCCCCAUCCGCGAGGAGCCAGAGGGAAUGGACAUUUCGAUGGACAGCCGUGGUGAGAGCAAGGUGCUGCUGGACCAGUCAGAGAAGGAGACUAAAAUCAUGCACGAGGUCUUGCGGCUGCGGGACAAACUUAACAUGGAGAAGAACCACAUCCCCGCCAAGGCGUCGCAGAAGGAGAAAAACAACAACAGAAAUAACUUUAACAACUUGUUGGGUGAAGAACACAAGCGAGCACAGUCCCCAGGUGCUUCCAAAAAGGCUGGUGCCGCCGUGGUGGUCGCUAACAACAACAACAAACGAGAUGGGUCUGGCGCCACGUCCAUGCGGAGGCGCCAGGACUCUGGGAACUCUUCCAGCGGGUAUGCGUCCAACAGGGGCUCGACCGAAAAGAUCAGGCGACCGUCAGACUCAGACCCUAGCAGCGUGUCGCAGCAGAAGCCUCGCCCCAAGCCAAGGGUGAUGAAGCAGAUGUCCGACCAGUGCCUGCAGACUUCCAACCUGAAGGUGUCGGCGAUGGUCAACACAAGCUUCAACGUAGAGAAGAAGGAAGUGUACGUGUACUACCCCAACUACGCACUGCCAGACCUCGGCUUCCUCAAGGACAAGAAGUACAACAUUGACGCCCGAGUGUUCCUGGUGCCACAACACUACACCGCCCGCCCCGACGAGGCACGGCGAGGCAAGGAUUCCUCCAAGCUGCGACGACCCUUCUCCUGCGGCGACAUGGAGAAGCUAAAGAAGCACGGCUUUGGCCACAUCAAGGACUGGGACUCCCUCAACUUCCUGCUACCAAAAGAACUGAAAGAAAUGCUUCUCGAUGAAACUGAGUGCAUGGAGACCACCAAGCCUUCCUUCUGUCAGUCCCCGAAGCCUUCCCGCCGCCCCGCCAGUGCAGACUACUCCCUGCAGCAGAAGUGUUCCCAUGACAUCAUCAAGGCGUCAGCCAGCAACAGCAGCCUCAACUCCACCCAGCCGUCGUCAGGCUACCGAGGCUCCUCCACCAUGCUCAACGACUCAGAGGGCGAGAACGGCAGCAGCAGAUUUGAAAUACCAACAGACGCUGAGAGCACAGAGAAGCCGCCACCCCUGCCCAAGCGCUCCAUCUCUCUGCCCGUAGAGGAGCGCCAAGACUCUGAGGAUCCAGACACGCCCCCGCCUCGGCCGCCGCUUCCGAGAGGAAUUCUAAGGAAAUCCUCAUCACUUAAGGAUGACGGAAGCAAAGGCACCACUAACAAGAGGUUCAGUGCUAUUGAGUCCGGUAGGGGCGGCAUGCGGGAGGACCUGCUCAAGAGAAGGUCGCUGCAGGAGCCUAUGGAACACAUGGCUCACCGCGUGUCCCGGGACACCAUCCCCGAGGCGGCUCCCAGCAGUGUGCCUCACGAGGGCGAGGAGGAGGUGCCUCCCAGCCUGCCCUCCCCCAUGGGCUGCAGCUGCGUGAGUCAGUGCACAGGCUUCUGCGGCAAAGGUCUCCAGAAGAAAAACCUACUAAGAGUGAGUGAGCUGCCAGAUGUGUCCAGUCACGAAGACCUGACGGAGGACGACCUGCUGCGCAUCCGAUCUCAAGUGAGCAACUUGUUGGUGGCGCGUGGCAGCGUGGGCUCACUGCUGACAGACGGGGGUGCUGCCUGCGAUCUCUGCCCCAAGAAGAGCGUCAGCUUCGCGGAGAAGAACCAGUGCUUAGAAGGCGGCGGCGGCGGUGGUGGGGGCAGCGGCGGCGGUGGUAGUGGCGGAUCUCCCAUCGGUGGUGAAGGUGCUGGAGUGGCUACGGAAGACGAGGCCAGACCGAUGGUUUACGACGCCCACGACAAGAAGACUCUGGUGCUGUCCGUGCGCGCCGCUGUGGAGAAGCUGGUCACGCAUUUCUCCACAGGCACACAGCAGGAGAAGGUUCGACUAGGCACGAGCGCGAUGACCCCGGCCGUGGCGCAGCUGGCCCUGGACAAGCUGUGCCCUGCGGUGUACGCCCUGCUGAGUGACGGCCUGCACCCUUCCCUACAAUCCCUCUUUGGCAAAAUUAACAACUCUGUGUGGCGCGUUAUUGAAGUCACGAGUCAGAUCAGCCCCUCCACCAAGGCCCUCAACGACCUAGUCCUCACCCUGAACAGCGAGGAGUGUCUCUCAGAGGGACCAAUCAAGUUCAACGCCUUCAUCUUUGGCCUCCUCAACAUCCGGUCGCUGGACUCGUGGCUGGGUUACCUGCGGACGAGGGAGAGCGUCAUCCAAAAGCACUACCACCCCGAGGCCUUCCUGUACCUGGCCAACACCGCCACCAAGUCCCUCUACGAUGACCUGCUACUGUCGUUGCGGCCUCUCGCCCUGCUGCCCUUCAACCUGGACCUGCUGCACGAGUACAAGGCUCUGCACGCCAGCUUGCAGAAGAUGGAGGAACGCCUGCUGCUCCACACAGGCUCCAAAGAAAGUCCUGGUGAUCGUCCGCCAUCUGUUCUCGACCUCCACUCCAAGGAGACGAAGGAGUUCAAGAACGCCGCCCAGCAGGACCGCGUCAAGGCACUCAUGAGGGUGCUCGCCUCGCCAGAACUCGACGAGCACGAACUCCUGCACUCCACGCUGGACCACUCGCGGGAUAGAAGCCGCAGCCCGCGCCCGCGCUCCUGUUAUGACCAUGUGACAGGGGAGGAACUCAGCCCCGCACAACGCAAGCGCUGGAGCGGCGUCCAGCUCGGCUCACGACUGCUGACAGCCAUCGACAAGCUAAUGCUGGAGGAAGCCGCUGGCACCUCUAGCGAGGACUACACUGACUCCAUCGACAACCCGAAGAGUGGGCGGUCAUCGGGACCGCGGCGGGGCAGCGUGGGCCUCAACGACGACCUGCCGUCAGACCUGAGGAUCAGCGACGUGUCGAGCCGAGACGGUGACGUGAGUGAGCGGUCAGCCUCUGAAAAGGACACGGAGAACGAGAAGGGUGCGAAGGCGUGUGUUGAGAGUGAGCGAGAUGAGGAGCCUGAGGGCGUCAGGUUCCGGCGACUACAACUCAAAUGGGAGCAGAUGGCCAGCCCUGAGAAGAAGCCUGCCAAGGCACAGCAGCAGCAGCAACAGCAGCAGCAGCAGCAGCAGCAGCAGCCGCAACAACCACCACAGCCACAGCCACCUCAGCCCGAGAAGUCCAUCAGCCCCAGCAGCGGCAGCAGGUCCAGAAUACCGCGGCCUGUGAGCAUGACGUCCCCCCAGCGACCUUUCAAGGCCUUCGACCCCUCCAAGGAGAAGACGUCGCCGCAGGUCAAGCAGCCCCCGAAGUACGUCCCGGCGUCCCCCAAGGAGCUGCCCAAGCCCGCCCCGCGACGCUCGCUAAAGGACAAGGCGGCGUGCCAGUCCCCGGCGGGCGACGAGCAGGGAGGCGCCGUACGCCCUCCCUCGGUGCGCUCUCGCCUCGCCCCGCGCCCCACCUCCAUCUCCAAUAACAUGGUGCGCGCCUCCUCAGUGCCUGGCCGCGUCCCCGCCUCGGCAGACAAGAGCAGCAGCCCCAGUGGCAGGUAUGAGGGCCAGCGUAGGUAUGGUGGACAGCCCAGGUCAGCCAGCCACGGGAGACGCGUGACGCCUGGAGACUCCCCCAAGUUGGUCCAAACGCUUCACCACCGCCUGGCCACUGACAACGGGCACCUCAGCUUCAAUCGCGGCGACAUCCUGACGGUGGUGGUGGAGGUGGACGACCGCUACCUACUGUGCUGCCACAACGACAGGAAGGGCCUCGUGCCGCGCGCUUCUGUCAUCAUCCACGAGGAAUAGGGACGGUGCUGAGCGGGGCGGGGCGGGGCGGGGUAGGGCGAGGACUGCUGCCCACUUGCCUGCCCGCCUGCUUACCCCGCGUCGCCGACCCCCGCGUCCAGUGAAGCAAGACUAUUGGUGAUCAUCUCGGACGAAGUGUAGCUUUUUUUUUUCACCCUUUUCGUCCUGUCUCGGAGGCUAAACACUGACGCACUCAUUGUCAUUGAUUUAUCCAUUCCAUUACUUAUUUAUAUUUACACGUAAGACCGUUUUUCCAUAGAUUCACUGGGCCCAGAAGCGGGUGGUUCGCUACUAAGGCUCUCUGGAGGCUGACGUCUCUAAGCUGUUGAAGUAAUGAAGCUCGGUGGAAAGCUUGAGAUUAAAUAAAGUAAAAUAAUGGAGGUAAAAGGAGAACAGAGUGAUGCCAGUACAUAUAUAUAGCUUAUAAGACCUUUUAUAUGCUACUCACAAAAACCUUUCCCCUCCCCUCAUCAAAAAAAGCUUAAAAAAAAAUCUUUAUUGACAACUUGUACAUGAUUUUGAAGUGACAUUAUCCACCCUUUGCACAUGCCUCCCCCACCCCUCCUCCAUCCCACUACCCUGCCUUCUCUUACCGUGUUAUAGCGACUACUACUACUACUACUACUACUACUACUACUACUACUACUACUACUACUACUACUUCCAUAACGAAAUUUCUCUAGCUGUUGAUAAAUUCGUUAAUGGAAACUCUCUCUCUCUCUCUCUCUCUCUCUCUCUCUCUCUCUCUCUCUCUCAGGUGCAGGUGACUAUAUUUCAUUACCUUAUCCUUUUCCUUCAUUGCAACAAACCCUGUACUCCCUCUCUCUUUCCUCUCCUCGCCGUGCCUUUCCUCCCUUCUCUUCUUUUGUUUUCCCUUGCUAUGCGACACUCGACAAAGAUGUUCAAGUCUCCGUGUUAAAAAGAGUUAAGAUCCAGGCAGGAAUGAACACCGAAGCGAGAAAAUGAAGUCCAGAAACGUGCGUGCGGCAGUUUCUUGUUCGUUUGUUGAAAGUUAUUACCGUGGGUGUGUGUGUGUGUGUUGUUGUUUUUUGGGUGUUCUCUAUCCGAGGUUCCGUGUUUGUAUUCUUGUGGCAACGUGUAUGUGGAGAUGAUAUAGCAAGUGGUAAUUAAAGGUGGUAUUGUGAUAUUGUUUAGUAAGGGAAGCUACACAUACGUAACUGCUUUGCUGGGAGAAAAUUGGAAUAGUUUAAAGAUCGAACUGAAAUGAAGCUAGUAAUAAUGAGUUGAAAUGGAGACAUGAAGGAAAACUGCGAAUUAUUUUAAACUACGCGUGUGAAGGUUGCGUCUGCGGUACGAAUGGAGCGGUGGGUUCCUCGUGUUACUUGACUCACGCACUCAACUCGCUUCUCUCUCUCUCUCUCUCUAUCUCUCCUAUCCGCUUACCUACUCGUCCGUGCUUGCUCACUCCUGGCAUAACUCGUUGGUGAGCACGAGUUCGCUGUCCAUAUACACAGAAAACACUUCAUGUACUCUGUAUUAGUGCAUGAAACUUAUAUUUGUUCAUAUCUCACACACUCUUUUCUUUCUGUAAGUAAAUGCAUAACUCGUAACUUCUCACUCUUCCCUUUUUUCUAUUUUUUUUAAUCAGUAAAUGUAAAACUUGUACUAUAUCUUUACUUUCUUUAUCCUCUUCUACCUCUUCGGUAUACUCGUAAAUGGAAGACUAGCUUACACUUCUCUCCCUCGCUUAUCUCCUUCCUCCACUUCUCUUCCCCACCACAGCCCUCAGACCACGGCACUCGCCCCCAAGCCUUGUCCAAGCUGUGUCAUCACGCUCCUCUUUUCUGUGUCAAGUUCACGUUUGUUUAAAAGCACGUGUCACAUUUGCGUUGUCUCAGAAUGCAAAACUGUUCUACUGUAAUUGUGAGUAGUUUGGGUGGGAGUUUGUUGUGAUGACGGAGUUUGAGUGGCCGGCAUCGUCAUCACUGUCACCACCAUCACCACCACCGCUGCCGCCACUGUCGCCACCCUCAGUGUGAAAAAAGAAGAAAUGGCUUGUGACUCUGAUGGGUUCAUUUGAGAGAGACUGGCUCCUCCUGCACCCUUUAGCACACGUUUUUUUCAUCAUUUCCUCAGUAGUCAGCACUUAACGACUUGUUGAGCUGAAGUAGUUGUUAAUAUAAGUACGGUUGCCUCACCCAAAGACUUAUUUUUGUACUCACAGUAUCUUGAACAUGAUCUUUUUUUCGUAUAGUUAAUUAUCGUCACUAGAGUCCCCUGUGUUAUUUCGGAUUUUGUUUAGUUUUCCUGCUUCUCAGUGUGUAUUUUAUAACGCACUAUUCAAUUAAAUCUUUCCGAAGCUUCAAAGAGUGAUGAAAGUCUUUGGGUAAGCGGUAGUCGUGCGUGAUUGGGUCUGUCUGUCAGCCCGCCUUGUCUAUCCAUCUGUCUCGCCUGUCUGUCCCACUCCCUCUGUCCUCAACACCCGCCAGCCAGUCGCUCUGGGGUGACACGGAAAGUAAGGCCGAGUAUACUUGGUUAUACUAUUUGGAACUUACUAACUGUCUCUCUUUAUCCUUAACUACCUUUUGGAUCCUUUGGUUUCCCAUGCAUGCUUCCCCAGGUUGUGUGUCUUGUUCCCACUCCUUGGUUUUAUUAGUCCUAGGUUAGAUCUUUUUUUGGUGUGAUAUCUUCCCAUACUUGUCCUUGGUGCUUGUAGUUAGCUAGGCAUUUCUUCUCCGCCUCGGGAACUUAGUCGUGCAGCCUGUUUCCCUACCCUGCCUGAGUCCUCGGUUGUGUUGUUUCCCUGUUCUGUGAUAUGUUUAUAGGUUAGACUUUUUUUUAUCAUUCCCUUCACAUACUUGCCCUCAGUGUUUGUUAGUCAGCUAGGUUUUUCUUCCUCCACUCCCCGGGAACACAGCGCAGCCAGAGUGUCAUCGUCUUAGGUGUUCCAUUUGGUAUAUACCUGGUCGUCGGCCGCCACCCGCAGGAUCGCCACGCGUCAGUCCGGCAACGAUGAUGUUCGCCGCACGCCCACCAGCCCCUCCACGCAGCCAGUCACAGUGGUCUCAUCUUCUGGAGAACGCACCUGAUUGGCUGACGUAGUGGACAAGGUGGACAGACAGCUGGCAUUUUCGUAUCCUGACUACAGCUGAUGAUCUGACUGGCGGUGCUGAUCGGCUGAAGGAAGAUGAACACGAGACACGAAGACACGAGCGGCUGUCGACUUCCCAUUAUGUUUUUCGGCUUCAGAAACGAAAGGAAAGGAAUGAUGAGUGACACGUGAACCGCCGAGAAGGAGAGAGAAAAUUCGCAAGGCUUUACUGACUAGCACACCACCUUUCUACGCAGAGAUACAACCCAAAGCAGUUCGGUGAUGAAUGUUACGCUUCCCACGAGGUAAUGAUUCACGGUUGCGCCACAGUUUGCUAGCGCACUCGGAGCACAAUGCUGCGUCGACGGUAAUGAUAUAUGUCACUGCGUUUCGUUCCGCCAUGACACUGGAAAUAACUACAUUCAAUCAUUGAGAAUCGCUAGAAAUGAGCAACAGUAGAAAUACCUCACGUUGUGCCCGACGGUUGUUGCUCUUGGUGACCAGCCGCUACUAUUGUAACUACUUAAUUAUCUACUUCACGGAGAUUGACUGAAAGGAGCAGCCACUAACUCUUAGAAAGUCUCAUAAUUACUCCUCUGCAUAUAUAUAUAUAUACACUACUUAGCGAAUCAUGAGUUGUAACUACAUAUAUAUACGCGUACAACAAAAUAUAUCAAUGCCACUUGUGAUAAAAUGGUCGGGAGGCGAGACUUUUACGUAACUGGGACUCGAGUACUCGUAUCUCUUCUCUGUGGUUCGCAGAUUCACGGAACAUUGAGGCAGAAGAAUCUUGAACUCUAUAAUAAACGACUCGACUCGCUCUCUGCUCCUGCCAACCUGACUUUUAACACUUUUACUCUGUAGCAUUAGUCCAACCUUUUUGCCUCCUGUAGGUGUGACCUUAGCGCCCCUGUGUUGUAGUUUUAGGAACACCCACCCACUCCCAUCUUCACUCAUUUUCCGCCACGGUUGCACAAGACGACUACCGUAGCGAUAUUUUCGGAUACUUUUUUUUUUUUUUUUUUUUUUUUCCUCCCCAACCUUUUCCAUCCGUUCCUUCCCAUUUCCCGUCCCCUUCCCUCGCCUCUCCCCCGCGCACAUGUACCUACGUACGUAGCCGACGUUCCACAGUCUUAGAGAGUAAGUCUGUGUUUAAUCUCCUCGUGAUGUAUAGAUGCCAUUUCUCUGAGGCAGGUGUAAUUAUAUCGUGUGAAGAGGUCAUCUCGGUUUGACGCAUCUUGCUUUUCGUGUACGUAUGUAUGUAAUCAACAGUAAGUGCAUUAUUUUUUCUGUACAUUUUGAUGGCUUUGUUACUUUUUUCUGUUGCUGUCUCGCCCAGAUUGUGUGGGCUAGUUUUAAACAAAAUAAUCAAGUCAGAGAAAAAAAGAUGAAAAAUAAUCAUUAUCAUGGAGGUGCCUAUGUCUUAUUUCUCUAUAUUUUCGUAUGACCAAAGAAAUGCUUGAAACUUUUUGAAAUUUGUACAUUUUGUGUAGAUUUAAAAACAAAAUGGUAUGAACGAUAAUUUUGUAGAUAUUUCCUCGAUGAACGAAAAACUUACAUUUGGUUAAGGCUUUAAUGUAUCAUAAUAUUUACGUUACAUAAACCCAUUGCUGAUCAUGUUAUAGUCCUUUAUUUUAUUUUAUUCGCCCACGCUCAACGGUCAGUCCCGGCAGCAGGUACUAACGCUGCUUGGCGACUCCCUGAUUGACGAGACACUGACUGGCCAGUAUAAACUCCUCAAUAUAACCCGCACCCUUGACAGCCCGUCGUAGCGGCCAGCCAGGCGUCCUCAGCGAGUCUUUCUCCUCAGUCAAGCAAACAUGAAAUUCACCUUUUUGUGUUAAGUUAGGUCGAAAAAUCUACUCCCGGAGCCCGUCAAGUGGCCCUGCAUGUCUGUACUGUACUGUCGGAUGACGAACGCAGCAUAUCUUGGUUUAAACUAUUCACUGCUCUAUUACUAUGGUGAAUAAAUAUUGGUCAGGUAAA